GACCGCCCUCGUCUCUCCCGGGCCUGCAGAGUGUGUCGUAUGCCGUUGGUUUACUGGGGUUCAGAACGACCAUCUCUCGGACCUGAAAAGUGUCGAUGAGUCUUUGUCUUUCUGACUUUAGAAAAGUUCCUCUGAAAAGUUUGGCUCGUUGGUUUUCGACUCGAAAAACGACCACCUCUGCAAAGUGAAUUUGAGUCGUUGUAAUGUAUCAUUGUGCCGUUGUUCUUCAACUUUAAAAAGACCAUCUCUCGAACCUGAAAAGUGUCUUUGCGCCGUUGGUUUUCGACAUGAGAACAAUCACUUGGACCAGUAAAGUGUCGUCCUGCCGUUGAGCAAGUGAAGCUGGUUGUUGUUUUGCUAAAAUCUGGAAAACAAAUAAACGACAAUAUUCACGUGUUACUCAUGAUAAAAAAGAAAUUGUUCAUUAACGUGAAUGGGAAUGGCGAUGAAGCGAACCUCGAAUUUUUUAGUGAACUUGUGAACGAAACACUUGGAGAGAAAGGCCGAAGCAGCACAGGGCAGCAAUCCUCUCUCCUCUAAGGUGUUUCUCGCCAGCUCCAUGCUCUCCACCGACACAAACUUCAACCAGGGGAGCUCAGACAUCACCCAAAAGCUCAUUGAAACCCCUUCUGUGAAGCUCGACUGCUUGUCCUCCGUCGAACAUUUCGAGUUCGUACGGGACUUCGAGGACGAGGCGAGGAGAAUACUGCAAGACCUCGAAGCGAAGGACGCCUCGAUUUCGAGAGGCAGAAGCGUGCCUCAGCGUAGAAUAAGAAGAAAGAAGAAGAAGAAAAAAAAGAAGAAGAUGGAGAAAGGGAAAAGGAAAAAAAGAAGAAAAAAGAAAGGAAGAAACGAUACGCAAGGGAGGACCAACGCGAGAAAGCGGGUUCGAACUCAUUACAUGGCGAGAGAUUCUGCUUCGAACUUUUGGCGAGAUCCGGACCCUUUCCUCGCGGGCGGUCUGAGGGAAAAUAACACGUCCUCCGGGAUUUUUAGGAUCGAAGGAAUUCGAAAGCAGACACACGAAGGAUCUCAGAGCUUUGGAAAUACAGCGUCUCAAUCUCAUCUUCAGAAGAGAAGGAGAGAUGUUGCAAAUUUGCCUGCAAGUGCACAGACUCACGAUUUCGAGGAAGGAGAGCCACGGACAUUCCCGGAUGUGGUGUGCCGCCAGUCCAACACGGGCCUCUUCUCAUUCUUCGCCUUUGCCAUCCUCAGCCUCGACCUCACCGCCAAUAUCAUGAGCACCAUCGACAUCUCCGUCGACAUCGACAUCGCCGGAAGCGCCGCCAACAGCUCCACCACCAUCAACAACACCAACACGAACACCAACACGAACGAGAACAUGAACACCAACAACAACAACAACGGCCGGUCCUUUUACUCCUUCGACGUGCAGAGCUCCUCCUCGAACCCAGACUCACCGAGGAUCCUCCAGGACUCGAGGGGCAUUGGAGAGUCACCGAGGAUCCUACAGGACGAAGGAGGCGACGACUACGCGACGGGAGAAGCAGGUUACCCACCUCAGGAGACCGUCGAGGAGAGGAACACCCUGAAGGUGUUGCUGGAGAGCACCUACGAAAGGUUCCUGGAGGUUCACCAGCGGGUGAUAAUGGAACAAGGUCGGGUUCACAGGCGGGGGUUCAGCCAGGGGUUCCUCCAGGCUUGGUUCGAGGUCGUGCUCGAUCUGUAUUAUGCUCUUAGGGAAUGACCGAUUUUCUUUUUUUUUUUUAAUCUGUGUAUUAUUGUCCCCUUUGAAAAGCUGUUUGUUCUUUUAUAUCUCGUUAUUAUUCGGUUUGAGAAUCGUUAUUUUUUCUUCUUUUUUAUCUAUUUUUCUCUGAGGAAAAUCAUUAUAAUUAUCUUUUGAUCAUUGUAUCCAACUGAAGAAAAAAACUAUUUUUUUUCUGUCUGUAUCAAUCUCUUCAAGUUUUAUCUUACGUACUCCAUGUAUUUAUUCUAUUAGAAAAAUGUUCUUUAAAACUGAAUCACAUAGGAACAUGUACAAUACAUUCUGAGAAAUUGAUUGG
Messenger RNA from Penaeus monodon (black tiger shrimp), 2024 nucleotides. RefSeq lists its product as uncharacterized. The record is from RefSeq and is a predicted model, not a curated record. Bases 560 to 1708 code for a protein of 382 amino acids. The transcript is spliced from 2 exons. NCBI's taxonomy places the organism in Eukaryota, Metazoa, Arthropoda, Malacostraca, Decapoda, Penaeidae.